GUGAAGCUGGUAAAGGAGUGCUCUGGUUCGGAUGGACAGAGUGUCAGCUCACGGGAUUCUCCUGCACCUUCUCCAGUCCCCAGUUCAGACAGCUUCUCUGCAGACACUGGUUUAUUGCCUCCAUCUACAAUACCUCCAAAGCCUGGGGAGCCAGCUGUUCGGGCCAAGUCAAACUCCAUCAGUGAGCAGCUAGCAAACCCAGAUGUAGCAAAGGCAAAGCUUAUUUCUCGGAUGGCUAAAAUGGGACAGCCCAUGCUGCCUUUCCUGGCUGGGACAGCAGGUAGUCAACUGGACUCCAGUGACUCGGAGAUAGAGGAUCCAAAUACACUCAGAGGGACAGCACAACCAGUGGCUUCAUCUUCUGUGAGAUCAGCACAGCCAGCUCAUGCAGUACUGCCCACAGUGUCCACACAAGUACCUCAGGCAUCUGGUUCUGCACCUCCAGUAUCUUCUGCUGCUUUAAUUCCUGCAACAAUCCAGCCCCAUUCAGCUCUGCCUGGAGGAGCACAGGGCUUUCAGGCAUAUCCAGGAAUGGCAUUUGCUUACCCACAAACUGCUGCAUCUGCUUCUCAACUCCAGCCUGUAGGACAGAUGUAUCCUGCACCUUACCAAGCUCCUGGGGAUGUUACUUCCUUCUUGAUGACAGAAGCUCGGCAGCAUAACACUGAAAUCCGAAUGGCUGUUAGCAAAGUGGUAGAUAAGAUGGAUCAUCUGGCUGCCAAGGUGGAGGAGUUGAGGAAACAAAACGCUGGUAACAGCUCACUCCUGCCUGGUAUCUCCUCUGUUACUAUGGAAGCCUCCAUGAUCAUGAGCAAUAUCCAACGCAUAAUCCAGGAGAAUGAGAGGCUGAAGCAAGAGAUAUUUGAGAAGAGUAGUCGGAUUGAGGAGCAGAAUGAGAAGAUCAGCGAGUUGAUUGAGCGGAAUCAGAGAUACGUCGAGCAAAGUAACUUGCUAAUGGAGCAGAGGAACCAUUCCCUGCAAACAACAACUGAAAACACACAGGCAAGAGUGUUGCAUGCAGAGCAGGAGAAGGCCAAAGUUGCAGAGGAGUUGGCAGCUGCCACAGCACAGGUUUCCCAGCUGCAGCUGGAGCUGACUGCCCACCAGAAGAAGGAGAUGGACCUGCGGAAGCAGCUCUCUGCUGCCCUGCAGGAGGCCGAGCGGCAUGAGAUGCAGCUCAACAAGCUGCAGGCACAGUUAGCAGAGCUUCAAGAAGCCUCUGAGGACACUCAGACCAGAUUCAAAGCUGAGAAGCAGAGCCGCAAACAGCUGGACAUGAAGAUCUCAGCACUGGAAGAAGAGCUGACAGACCUGAAAGUGGAGAAGGAGACCCUUGAAAGGAAUCUUGCAGAGAGGAAGAAGAAAUCCCUGACGGAGAGAGCUCAGGCAGAGGAGGAGAUGGAAGAAAUCCGCAGAUCCUAUCAGCAGGAGCUGGACAAGCUUCGACAGCUGCUGAAAAAGGCGCGGACUUCGACUGACCAGGCAGCAGCAGAGCAGCUGUCACUUAUUCAGGCAGAGCUGGAAUCCCAGUGGGAAGCUAAAUGUGAACGCACGCUGGCCUCGGCCAAGGAGCAGCACUUGAGACAGUACCAGGAGGUGUGUGAGCAGAGAGAUACGCUGCAGCAGCAGGUGUCCCAGUUGGAAGAGAAGCUCGCAGCUCUAAAGCACUCGAAAAAAGCAGAGGAGCAAAAAUUGUCUGAGUUCCAGCAACGUUUGGAGCAACUGGAGCCUAUCAAAGAGAAGUGUUCAGCCUUGCAGUCUGAUAUUGUGGUGCAGAAGGCUCACUAUGAAGAACGCAUCCGGGACCUGGAGAGGGAUCAGGCUGGAUCUUCACCUGCAGACUUCACAGAAGAAGUAAAGAAGAUAAUGAAUGGGGUGUUUCAGUCUCUUCGGGGUGAAUUUGAGCUGGAGGAAACAUACAGUGGCAGGACAGUUCUGGGUGUUGUCAUGAACACUAUUAAGACUGUAACACUGCAGCUACUCAGCAGGCAGCAGGAGAAACCAGAUCAGGACAGUGAAAAGGAGGAAUCUGGACCAGGAGCAGCGAGACAGGAGGAAUCACCUGGAGCAAAGCCUGACCAUGAAGAGGUUGUGCAUCAUAGCCCAGCACAGAGUGCCACGUUCCCAGCUGAUCCAAGGGAAGCAGCCACAGGCUCUGUGGUGCCUGGCCAGGAAGAUGAGUCUGCUCCUCUGUCUGCUAGGCCCACCGCUUCUGAGGAGGAGCCGGUGACACAGAGCAGUGGGGUGGCAGAAGAGGAGAAGAUCCAGGGGGAACAUCUCUCUUCCACAGCUGAAUCCCACCUGGAUCCUGAUAAGGAGCCUGUGCUUGCAGGACAGCCUGUUCCUGAGGUAGAUGAGGACUUUGUCCCAGCUGAGCAAAGACAGGAGAGCAGUCCCAUCAGGAAAGCUGAGACUGAACGCAGUCCCUCCAGAGUGUCUUUGCAGGCAGAAGUUGCAGAACCCUCUGUUCUUGAGGCCAAGCCAGAAGCAGAUGUGGCAGUGCUUCCAGGAAAGCCAGCUGUGGAGCAGAAGGUAGAGAAGCCUGUGGGAGGUUUAGAGCCCCCUCCCUUAAAUGGUGAGGGAGGGAACUGCACAGACCCAUUGGAUGGAACCACCUCCCAGAAGGAGCCACCUUUGGCAUCCAACACAGCAGAGCUGAGCUCAGCUGUCAGCAGAGAAACCCCAGGACAGCAGGAACUGGACUCCAGCCCCCAGCAGAAAGAUUCCAGCCUCUUUGAGGAUGACAACUUCUUUGAAACAGCAUCUCAGAAACCACUGAAGCCUCGAGUUUCCUCUGAAGAGGAGGAUGAGGAGGAAGUGAGCAUGAAGGGGCGUCCCCCUCCAGCUCCACUCUUUGGUGAUGAUGAUGACGAUGAUCUGGACUGGUUGGGAUGA
Nestor notabilis (Kea) is the source of this 2895-nucleotide messenger RNA. It is a transcript of the gene FKBP15, whose product is annotated as FK506 binding protein 15, 133kDa. Lineage: Eukaryota; Metazoa; Chordata; Aves; Psittaciformes; Psittacidae. The annotation marks the transcript as partial. The record is from RefSeq and is a predicted model, not a curated record. The transcript is spliced from 20 exons. Gene Ontology annotation, cellular component: growth cone.